AUGACAUGUCCAUGUGGUCGUUAUGAUUAUAUUGAUUCAACAGCAAAAACAUUGACUGAUGCUAUGGCUUAUCAUCGACAACAUGGCAAUCGAAUUAUACAUGAAAAAUUAACUGGUAGUCCUCUAUUUCGAGGAUCACAAAUCGAUCCUAAUGAGAGAGAAAAAGAAAUGGCUAAUCAAACGCGUCUCUAUCAACAUUCAGCUCGUUGUCCAGAAGUACUUCGUUCAUUUUUUGAUUGCAAUCCUAUGUAUUGGUGUUUUAUUCCUCUACCUUGGGAUGAAGCAGUAGCAGAAAAUGUUGCUAAUCGUCCAGGAACUUCUACUACAGAUCCCAAUCUGGAUGCUCUGAUAGCAACUACUGCCGUAAACAAUCAUAGGGUGGCUAAUUAUCUAGAUAAUGUACCAUUACCACCAACUCCCUAUGCCUUCUCAUUUCGACAGCUAAAACAACAGCGUCUAUUUUUCGAACGAUUUGUUACUUCUUACAUUCAUUACCGGCCUUAUAUCAAAUUGGAUUUGUAUAAUAUAGCAAUUAUUGCCGUUUUACCAGAUGAUUUUUCAAUGAUACUACGAUACAUCAUCGAAACAUUAUUCAUUAUUCAUGGUGAAACUAAAUUGAAUAUGAUUUGUCCACUUCGUGGUGAUGCUGAAAAACGUUACGGUCGUCCAUGUUCAAUUUCUAUUCAAUGUAUUCAUAUGGAUUCAUCACAAUGUUCAUGGUUAACGAAAAAUCAUAAUCAAUCUGAACAUUUAAUUAUUGAUUAUGAUUUUAAUAUUGAAUCCCCAACAGAUCUAUUUAAUGAUUCAUUUCUAACGGAUAAUGAAGAUGAAUGGAAAGAAUAUUUAUUUAAAAAAUAUUUUCAUGAUUGUGGAAAAACAAUAAUUAUUCAAGAACGACGUUCAUUAUUAAGUGAUAUUAUGCGAACAAUCGUUAUUUUAAUUAUCUUUGCAUUUGUUCUGAUUAUAUUUAUGCUUAUUUCACUGAUGAUUUAUAAACGUUUACAAUUCAUUAAACGAAAUCAAACUAAUAAACAUCAACCAUUUCCAGCUGAUGAUGCUUAUGAUAAUUUAAAAAUAAGCCCAACACGAUCUAUUGCUGAUAGUGGUACAACAACAGAUGUCUGA
Messenger RNA from Rotaria sordida, 1125 nucleotides. The record is from the annotation of a GenBank genome assembly. NCBI's taxonomy places the organism in Eukaryota, Metazoa, Rotifera, Eurotatoria, Philodinida, Philodinidae.